This is a messenger RNA of Ceratina calcarata, 4143 nucleotides long. RefSeq names its product elongator complex protein 1 (gene Elp1). The transcript has 9 exons. Gene Ontology annotation, molecular function: protein binding; tRNA binding. The record is from RefSeq and is a predicted model, not a curated record. Lineage: Eukaryota; Metazoa; Arthropoda; Insecta; Hymenoptera; Apidae. The coding region runs from base 103 to 4023 and encodes 1306 amino acids. Gene Ontology annotation, biological process: tRNA wobble base 5-methoxycarbonylmethyl-2-thiouridinylation. Gene Ontology annotation, cellular component: cytosol; elongator holoenzyme complex.
CUCACUGCUCAGCUAUUCAGUUUUGGUACGCACACGCACAAGGUGAAAUCGACAAUAAUUUUUGCACAUUACAAUUAUAUUGUUGAUUUAUAUUGUUGAACAAUGAAAAACUUGACGGUAGUACAACGCGCCAGUCGUGUAUUAGACUUUUUGGAAAGUCAAAUCCAAGACUGGAACGAUUCGAAAAUAUUGCAUGCCGUCAAUUGGAGUACCAAUGAUUCUUACAUCAUUUCAAAAUGCAAAUUCUACAAAAUACCAUCGAAUUACGAAGAAGGUAUAAAGAUUUAUGAUAUUGACGAAGAUUUUGAGUUCAUUAGCUUGGAGUACUGUAGAAUAUCGGAGGAAUUAUACGGAGCCUGUAAGUCCGGCGAUAUCAUGAGGAUAAACGUGGACUCGGAAUUUAAAUACGAAUUGAUAACUCAAUUAAACGUAGACUUACAGUCUAUGAAAUUAAGUCCGGACCACGAAAUGAUCGUCAUAGUCACUAUAAAUGACAUUGUGAUCACGAUGGUAUCUGCUUUUCAAGUAAUAUCGGAGGUAGACUUGCAUGCGCCAGAAUUUGGUCAAAAACAAUUCGUAACUGUUGGCUGGGGCAAGAAGGAAACCCAGUUUCAUGGAACUGAAGGAAAGAAAGCAGCUACAGCAAAACCAGUAGAGAUCAAUAAAAAUGAAUUAGAUGAUGGCUUAUGUAGGAUAAGCUGGAGAGACGACGGUUCCUUAUUUGCUGUCAGCUUCUUGCAUCACGAAAGCAAAGCUAGACAGUUCAAAGUGUUCGAUAGGGAAGGUAUUUUACAGUACACCAGUGAAUUUAUCAAUGGAUUAGAAGAGCCAUUGUCUUGGAAACCAUCUGGUAGCCUAAUUGCUACGACACAGGUUUCUCAGAACAAGCAUCUGGUCGCGCUAUUCGAGAAGAAUGGUUUAAAACAUAGAGAAUUUGCGCUUCCUUUUAAAUUAAAGGAAGUUAAGGUGAAAGAUUUGUUUUGGUCUCCAUGCUCUGAGAUUUUAACCAUUUGGUGUGAAAUCCAGGAAGACCGUUCGUCCGUCCUACAGAUGUGGACAGAAAAUAAUUAUCAUUGGUAUCUGAAACAGUCGAUCAAAUUUCCAAUGAACGAGCCUCUGAUAUAUGCAACCUGGAAGACAGCAUUUCCUUCUAAGAAGCUUAUUUUAUUGACAUCCAAAGAACUUAUUACACUGGAAUAUAACUGGUCUGUUAAUCACAGUAGAGGCACAUCUGUGACCGAUAAAUCUGUUAUCGGAGUUAUAGACGGAUGUAAAGUACUAAUGACUGGACUUAGAGUAGGAAUUGUCCCUCCUCCCAUGGCACAUCAAACUCUAGACACUACCGAACCCAUCAACUCUGUCGUUUUUGCUCCUGAACUAGAGAACGAACAUAACUGGAUAGACAGCAACGCAUUCUUUUGUGUUUCUGACAGUAACAAAUUGAUGUUCUACAGACAUCAAAAUGAUUGUUCCCCGUUAAAGUACGAACAUGUUGGAACGUACGAUGUCAAGCGUGAUCUAAUCAAUCGUGAAAAGUCAUUUUACGAUAUGCAUCACUUUCUGUGGCUCGAUGAAAAUACUGUUUUGUGCUCGACGUCGACGAACAGUCAGAGCUACCUUUGCGUUUUGACGUUAGAGUCGAUAGACAAUCAAGCCCAGGGACAGAUAACGAUGAGCUAUGCUCACGUCGUGGACGGUUUGAUUCAACAGAUAAUUCCUUCUCCUGAUUUCAAAGAGGCAUACAUAAUCGUGGACUAUUCCGUUAUAAAAUAUACGAAGGAGAAGGAGUUACUACCCGUCGGUAUGCAAUUGGAAGACGUCAAUUUGUCUAAGGUAGAAGUUGUAAAAAUUGGUACGAAGCAUGUGGUACUGUCGUUGAACUUUUGGGACUUCCGAAUAAAUGGAAAACAAAUUUGUAACACCGUCACGAGCUUCUUUGUCCAUUCGGAAUUCUUACUUCUCACGACCGUUCAUCAAACUUUGAUAUCCGUUCGUUUGAACGAAGAGGAUUUCGAGGAGUUGAUCAAACAGGAUUUAACCGUGAAGCCGUGGGAGAACAACACAAACACAAAAUCAUUUUCAGACAUAGAUGUUAGGAGAGUGGAAAGAGGAUCUUGUUUGAUCGCAGCUAUCUCGAAGGAUUCGAAAACCAUUUUACAAAUGCCUCGUGGAAACUUGGAGUGCGUUCAACCGAGAGCCUUGUCUCUGUACAUCAUCGGGAUCUACUUGGACAACUGUGAUUAUUCGUCAGCCUUCGAUCUGAUGCGGAGACAACGAAUAAACUUGAAUCUGAUCUACGAUUACGACCCAAGCAAAUUUAUCGAGAACGCUAGUACGUUUGUGGAACAAGUUUCCAAAGCAAGUUGGUUGAGUUUAUUUCUAUCAGAGUUGACGGAUGAAAACGUAACCACGACGAUAUACGGAAGUUAUUACCGGAAGAACCGGUCGAACGCAAAUAUCGUCGAAACGAAUAAAAUAGAAACGGUUUGCGGUUUGUUACGAAAGAUCAUGGAAGAACGAAAUAAUAUCAAUCAGUUGAUACAGCCUAUACUGAUAAGCCUAGUGAAGGAGAAGAAAGAGCAAGGGAUAGAAUCAGCGCUGACCAAGAUAAAGGAAAUACGAAAGCUCGAAGAGAAUUCGACGAACGAAGAACAUGUCAAGUCCGACGAAGCGCUAAAAUAUUUACUAUAUAUAGUGGAUGUAAAUGUCUUGUUUGAUAUAGCUUUAGGAAUGUACGAUUUCGAUCUGACCAUGUUCAUCGCGUCCAAAUCACAGAAGGAUCCCAAAGAAUACAUUCCGUUCUUAAACGACUUGAAGAGACUCGAUGAGACUUAUAUGAAAUACUCUAUUGACUUACAUCUGAAACGUUACGAGUCUGCUCUUCAACAUAUAUCCAAAGAUCUGAAUAGAUUCAACGAGUGUAUAAACUUGAUACGUACUCAGAAUCUGCACAAAAAGGCUUUGAGACUGUUCGACAAGGAGAGCGAACAGUACAAAGAGGUGGCAAGAAUUUACGGAGAAUUUUUGCAGAAGAAACAGCAUUACCUCGAAGCUGGAAUCAUGUUUCAAAGAAGCGGUGACUUUAAGGAAGCGUUGAACGCUUAUAAAUUGGCUGGCAGCUGGCAAGACGUCAUCACGCUAUCUGUUAAAAUGGAUCUAAGCGAAGCGGAGAAGCAGCUGCUUUAUAAGAAUCUCGUAGACCGUUUGAAAGCGGAUAAGAAGUAUGAAGAAGCCGCGCAUGUAUCGAUGAACUAUUUGAAAGACGUGGAGGAAGCUAUAGUUUGUCUGUGCAGUGGUAAACGAUGGAAAGAUGUUGUGAGAAUCGCUUACGAUACCAACAAUUUAACUCUGAUCGAAUCGCGCAUUAAAUCGAGCAUGUACGAAUUCGCGAAUCACACGAUGUCUCAAAUAGAAAAGAAUGAGUGUGACUUCGAACGGUACAGGUCACGUCUGGCGACGGUCAGGCAGAACAUCUCGCAAAGAAAUCUGAAGCCGUACGACGAAAUAUGUGACAAUGAAUCCGUAUGCGGCAGAGGUGUUUCAGAUAUUCUGAGCGAUACAAGUAGUGUAACUGGUUCAACUACGAGUCAAAGGUCGAAGUCGUCAAAUUUGUCCAAUAAAAGCUACCGAUCGAGCAAGAAUCGGAGGAAGCAAGAAAGAAAGAUUUCAAGCUUAAGGGAAGGCAACGUUUUCGAAGAUAUGGCGCUGAUACAAGCCUUAUAUCAAAUCAUCAGCAGCGUGUAUAAAGAGAAAGAAGACUUCCGUUCGCUGAUACAAAUGCUUGUAUACUUCGGUGAUGACGAAUACGCGGAAAAGAUACAGACUCGAAUAGAACAGUUCCUGCUAGUGAUAGAGAAGAGUAAAUCUGAAAUCUGGGAUAAAUCUGCACCUUCAAGCCUUAUAGAAAUGGAGAACGCAGAAUUCAUGGCAUCGUCAGAUUUACAAGGACUAUCUACCUGUCAGAAAUUAGUCGCUGAUCGGACGGAAGUUCACCCUCUACGGAUGUGGACGUCGUAUAGAUGAAGAAAUGCCGCGAAAAUCUAGGGGUACGAUUGGCUCAAGGAAUAGCCACGUACUUCAAAUGUAUUAACAGUUAUACUUCAGAUUUUUCUCAUUUCAAUAAAUUUCUAAUGUUCUUUUUUA